Molecule: messenger RNA, 2266 nt
Organism: Aspergillus ibericus CBS 121593
Lineage: Eukaryota; Fungi; Ascomycota; Eurotiomycetes; Eurotiales; Aspergillaceae
Product: guanine nucleotide exchange factor MON1
Exons: 4
Coding region: 335-2266 (643 amino acids)
Biological process (GO): protein targeting to vacuole; vesicle-mediated transport
Cellular component (GO): fungal-type vacuole membrane; Mon1-Ccz1 complex
Source: RefSeq, a predicted model, not a curated record
GGUUGGCUGGUUGAGCUGAUGAUGCGAAAGAGCCAGGCGGCCAUGUUUCCGUCUAUCUGGCGUCGUCCGCCCGCCCGCCUUUGGGGGAGCUCCGCCGGGGGGUCCAUUUCUCCCCUUCAGUCCGCCGUCAAUGCUUGUUUCCUCCACCCGCCGCCGUCGCAUUGCGGCCUGCAACUCCCGCCAUGCGGCAUACCCCUCGUCAGUCUUGUGGAAUGGCUCGGUAUAUCUUCACUAGCUAGUAUAUCCGUCGCAACCGACUCGAUCUCUACAUGAUACCUAGCUAGUGUGACGCAUCUCCGGCUGAGGCAACCUCCGGUGCGCGUGAGCUGAGAGCAUGGAUUCGACCGAUCCCGGUCCGUCGCAGGACACCCCCGGUCAUAACGCUCCACGGGCGCAGACCCCCACAGAUGUCGACCCUGUAUUGUCAUCCGCAAGGUCCACAGGUUCGACCGGUGAAGACCGCAGCUCGACUCCCGAUGAACGACCGCCGCCCCUACCUCCGCGCCCAAACACCUUGAGUCUGUUGGAUGAGGGAGGGGCAUCUCCCCGGAUACCGCGGCAGCCCGCACAGCCAGCUCUCCAGUCCAGGGCAACGACAGCCGUGUCUCUCACAGAUAUUGCUUCCCAGGAUGCGGGGAAAGAUGGCCUCUCUGUGCGCAAUCUGCCUGGCGCACUGAAGGCUAAGGCGAGCCUCAGCCACUUGGCCAGCCCGAGGGGAAGUGAGGCUGGCGAUACUGCAAGUAUCCGAAGCUCCAUACCGCAAGGCGACCUAGGCGACGUUGAAAACGUCUUUGGCGACUUUCUGGCAACAGAGCCUGGGCUUACCCAACAGCAAACCACGGGACUCUUGCAGUUCCCAGAAUUUCAAGCCGAUGACGUGGAAGACGACUUUGCAAGCGAGUUUGAGCCAGUGGGAGACGUGGGUGAAGAAGGGGAGCAUGAGGAACUCGUCCUCGAUAAUUGGAAGGCUAAGCGGAAACACUAUAUCAUCCUUUCGGCUGCUGGCAAGCCGAUCUGGACGCGACAUGGUGAUGGUGGGCUUAUAUCAACAUAUGUUGGCGUCAUCCAGACCAUCAUAUCGUUCUAUGAAGAUGCUAAAGAUCAUCUAAGCAGCUUCUCCGCUGGAGAUACCAAGUUCGUGGUGGUCAACAAGGGGCCAUUAUACCUUGUUGCGAUCAGUCGCAUGCUUGAGAGCGAUACUCAGCUGAAACUCCAACUGGAAGCCCUAUAUAUGCAAAUACUGUCUACGCUGACCCUUCCAUCCUUGUCUCACCUCUUCUCGAUCCGCCCUUCUACUGACCUCAAGCGGCCACUCCAAGGGUCCGAGACCCUUCUAUCCACAUUGGCCGAUAGCUUUACGAAAGGAUCCCCAUCCACACUCCUUUCCGCAUUGGAAUGUCUCAAGAUUCGCAAGUCUCAUCGACAAACAAUCAACAACACGCUGCUGAAGACCAGAGUUAGCAGCCUCCUUUAUGGCUUGGUAGUUGCGGGUGGUCGGCUGGUCAAUGUUGUGCGGCCUAAGAAGCAUUCAUUGCACCCUGGCGAUUUGCAGCUGCUUUUCAACAUGAUAUUCGAGGCCGAGGCGGUUAAAGCCGGCGGUGGUGAGAGCUGGAUUCCAGUGUGCCUUCCAGGCUUCAACAGCAGCGGGUACCUCUACAUGUACGUCAGCUUUCUCGAUCUUCGAGAUGAUACUGGCACUACCGCCGAUGAUACGACCACCAAAGAAGAGUCUGUUGCGAUUAUUUUCAUAAGCGCAAAUAAGGAGAGCUUCUUCGAAUUGCAGGGAAUGCGCGAUACGUUCGUUGAGCAAUUGGAGAAGAACGGCAGUCUCAAGAUCAUUAAGGAUGCCGUUGACAAGGGCCGGCCCAGCACAACGGACAUUGUCCCAGGAACAGUCCUGCAUCACUUUUUAUACAAAUCCCGGGCCAACGUCCAAUUUACCAUGUCCUCGUAUGACCCGGAGUUCUCCUCCAUAUCCCGACGUCGAAGAUUAAUGUCUACCUACAACAACCUCCAUGCAAGCAUCCAUGCCAAGCAUACCCAUGUCAAGAUUCACCACUGUGUCUCGCAAUCAUCAAGCUCAUUUGCUUGGGUGACGCCUGUUUUCGAGUUUUAUUGCGUUGCGGGUACAAACGCGAACCGGAAUGCACUUGCUCAGAGCGCGAGCAAGAUCAUUGAGUGGGUGCAUCAAGAAGAAGAGAGAUUGUUCAUCAUUGGCGGUGCGGUGCGUAUAACACAACCCCUGCUUCAAGUCGAACUAAACUGA